Messenger RNA from Cylicocyclus nassatus, 529 nucleotides. The record is from the annotation of a GenBank genome assembly. NCBI's taxonomy places the organism in Eukaryota, Metazoa, Nematoda, Chromadorea, Rhabditida, Strongylidae.
CUAAAGGUUGUGUAGAUCAGUGAGUUUUUUUUAGAUGGAUUUACCUGAUCCGUAUCUUCCUGGUGCCAUCAGUCUAUUCGAGCAACUAGACAAGAAACUUAUCGUUGUUCUGCGAGAUGGACGGAAGUUGAUCGGAUACUUGAAAUCCAUAGAUCAAUUUGCUAACCUUAUUUUGGAAGAUGUGGUUGAGCGGACAUUUGUUGGCAAGUACUACUGCGACAUCAAUCAAGGCUUCCUUUUGAUCCGAGGAGAAAAUGUUGAAAUCGCAGGAGAAAUAGACGAAAGCAUUCCUAUGAUUUACGAACAGGUAUCCGUGGAAGAAAUUCAGAAAAUUGAAGAAAGUCUAGCCGCGUCAAACUCGAAGGCUCCCGUCGCUACGAACAACAAGCUGAAAGAUGAUGCUGAUGAUGCCACUGGAACGUUCUCUUACUUGAUACUCUUCUGCUUCCACAAUAGGGUCGAUGUUCUUUUUCGAGUCACGAAGCUUCAUAUAAAGAAAUUCAUCUUUGUGCUUUUGUGGCACUGGUGA